This is a messenger RNA of Paraphaeosphaeria sporulosa, 795 nucleotides long. RefSeq lists its product as uncharacterized. Bases 1 to 795 code for a protein of 264 amino acids. The record is from RefSeq and is a predicted model, not a curated record. NCBI's taxonomy places the organism in Eukaryota, Fungi, Ascomycota, Dothideomycetes, Pleosporales, Didymosphaeriaceae. The transcript has 2 exons.
AUGCGCUGGCAAAGCACUUUCGUGACACUUGUUGCCAUCUCGUCCACAGCUCUGGCUCACUGGAACUACGAAUCGGUCCUACUCAACGGCAAAGACACUGGAGCCUAUCAAUAUGUACGAUCCACAAAGAAUAGCAACAGCCCAGUGCAGGACAUCUCUUCCAAGGACAUGGUGUGUAACGUGGGCGGCAAUGACGCCGAUGUCAUCGCCAAGACCAAAACGCUCAGUGUGAAGGCUGGAGAUCAGAUUGGCUUCCGCAUCAACAGCGUCUUCGGUCAUCCUGGCAUCCAGCAGGUGUACAUGAGCAAAGCUCCCAGCACUGCAGCGACCUACCAGGGUGACGGCGAUUGGUUCAAGGUUUACUCUCUCACGACCUCGAACCUGACCAACGAUCCAAUCUUCUGGGCCCCAUUCCCAAACAACGUCGGCAUCUCAGACUUUAGCUUUACGCUCCCUACCAGCCUCCCCAAUGGUCAGUAUCUCAUGCGCGCAGAGGGUCUCGCGCUGCACGGCGCUUCAACAGUCGGCGGCGCGCAGUUCUACAUCGGCUGUGCGCAACUUGAUGUCACAGGCGGCGCGAGUAGUGGCACUCCUGGUCCAAUCAUCAAGUUCCCAGGCGGCUACUCGACGAGCGACGCGGGCAUUCUCGUCAAUAUGUACUGGCCUCCGCUACGGAGCUACACUCCACCUGGACCAGCGACGUGGCCUAAUAAGUGUGAGGAUCAUUCGCCUAAUCUCCUUGGAAAGACUAGCGACGGAGACUGCACACCCCUAGCCAAGGGAGCAACAGGUUGA